Molecule: messenger RNA, 2472 nt
Organism: Phytomonas sp. Hart1
Lineage: Eukaryota; Euglenozoa; Kinetoplastea; Trypanosomatida; Trypanosomatidae
Source: the annotation of a GenBank genome assembly
AUGGACUACCGUUCUCCACUUGAGCUCCGCCAACAGCUGAUGGAGGAAGCUAAAUCUGCGGCAGCUCAAUCCACGCCAGCCAAAAAAACAAAGCUAAAGGUAAGUGGCCUUGAUGCGGCCUUUGGCACCCAUCUAGCGGGAAAUAUUGGCAGCUCAGCAACUGUCUCACACUCAGCUUUUACUCCAUUAAUUGCACUUCCUGAUGACCCUACUGCUCUGGUGCGUGAAGUACCCGAGGCUGAGAAUAUCAAAGCUAUGAAUGCCGCAUUAGAGCAUGAAGAAGCAGUUCAACGUUAUGUAGAGAGCGAGAAUCUUUCCCUAGAGGAGUCUGCUAAGUAUAUCAUGGCCAAUGGUAGUACUGCUCAGAAAAUGUCCUUUGUGUUGCAUAUUCGAAAAAGCCUUGUAGGAUAUUCGCUGAAACAAAUAUCUAGGAUUCUUGGGAUUCUUGUAGAUUCCAUGUGGACUCAAGAUCCGGAGCUUCAAUGCCGCGUGCCCGAAGCACUUCAGAAUCUUGCGGGUUUCCUGACUAGCUCCAUUGCCGAUGAUCUCUACGAUGUGAUUGAAACCAUGUUGACCGUCAAAACGCCAUCGAUUCGGAUUGCUUGGGGAAAGCUCCUUCUCGCGCUUAUCAGUUAUUUGAGUAAUGAGCAAAUAGAAAAGUGUCUAAUUCCGCUGUCGCUUGCUAAAAGUCAGCAUGUCGAGCCACAGGACCAACGUGAGCUCAGCUGCGAUCUUCUGGGAAACGUUUGUGCGUAUGUACACCGGGAUACCGUUGACAAGAUGAUAUUGCCCCGUGCGAUGGCUCUGUGCCAGGACACCAAUGUUGCAGUGCGUGAGCGGAUGUGUCAGCACCUUAGAACAAUCGCCCACUCCUUGGGGAUUGACGCGGCGAAGCAAAAGGUGGCACCCAUUUUAAUUGAAUUGUUGAAUGAUGAGGAGCGCGCGGUGUCAGGAGCGGCCUUCUCCCGCUUAUUAGACUUGAUCGAUUUUUUCGGUCCAGAGUAUUGCAAAAUUCAUCUCUAUCCCAUAUUUAUGACCUAUGUGUCUAACCCCCCUAGUGAUGUGACUAGCCUUUUGGUGGUCGAAUAUGGCCGUUUUCUUGACAAGAUUAAAUCUAACAUUUCUAUGCAGGACGAAUUCCUCCUGUUUGCGUCUUUUUACCAAAAGGCGGUUGAAAAGAAUGACAAGACGACAAGACGCAGUUGCGCAUACAACUUCCCCGCGGUCGCAGCGUCGUUACCCUUGUCUGUCUUCUCUUUACACUUGUCCCCGUGCUUAAAUAAGCUUGCGAAUGAUCCUGAACCUGAAGUACGUCGAAGCACGGCCGCUGGGCUUCAUGAAUUAGUGAAAAUCUUAGGUAACACAGCUGCCAUGCACUUACAGGAACCUUUUCUUAGUUUGCUAGGUGACAAGGAUGGGCAAGUAAGAUUCUUUAUCUUUAAACAUGUUGAUUUGCUUCUCGAUUCUUUCAUAAUUCAGUUGACUGGUACACAGCGCGAUAAUUUUUUCCAGUCCGUGGCUGAGAUCCUUCUUGAAUUAGCACCGACAGGUCAUACGAACUGGCAUAUAAUGGAUCACAUUGUCACCAUAGUGAGCAGAUAUGCACAGUAUUUCAGCUCUCCCGUUAUUAUUGAUGAUUUUAUUCCAUUAAUGCUUUACUAUGAAAAAGUUGGAGCCAACGUAUUGAAGAACAAAUGUGCUAAGUUAGUUAUGCUAUUCCUUUCUCAAGUUUCAAUCCCCCACGCUCAGGUACAGCUGUUUAAUAAACUCGUCAGCGAAUUUGCACGUAGUCCUUGUUGCUACCAUCGCCAGUCGUAUUUCCGCUUUGUACGGGAGGCAACGUUUUUCUUCUCACGAAGGUGCAUUCGCGAGCGUCUAAUGGAAUCCAGUUUAGAGCUACAACGUGAUUCCAUUGCAGAGGUAAGGAAGGCGCUGGCAAGUUCUUUGGUAUAUUUAGCGAAAGGUCUUCGUUCUAGCUGUCCGGGCGCUUUAGAGGAGGAAUACAAAAAUAUGAUUCAGCGACUUUUAAUGGAUGAAAACCAAGAAGUUCAAGCAGAGGCUCGCAGAAGUACAGAUCUUCUGAAGGCGAUGGAAAUCGAGCGACGGAGCAACCCCAAAAAAGCCACUGAUGAGGAGCAGCUUGAUCUGAAGAGGGAAAAGGCCGAACAAGCCAUGCUAGAUCUAGCAAAGGAGUUCGAUAAGGCGGAACGGCGUGCAAAACUGCGUGAGCUUCUGAAGAACGGCCGUGACAAGGAGUUCUUGGAUGUGGGAGUAGCUGUUAACCCUCGUAAAGGGGCGAACGGACGCACUUGUGGUACCCCCAAGCGUCGGCGUUCUUUGCAUAACAUUGUUGGAGGGUAUAAUAUAAAAAAUACCGGGUCCUCUAGUCAUACCAAUGUAGAACUACCUCGCUUAUUAAAUGUAAAGUCAACAGCAUCGCCUUCUCCUACCUACUUAAGGCGGAAACGCUAA